Messenger RNA from Aethina tumida (small hive beetle), 3825 nucleotides. It is a transcript of the gene Usp1, whose product is annotated as ubiquitin carboxyl-terminal hydrolase 1. The record is from RefSeq and is a predicted model, not a curated record. Bases 168 to 2042 code for a protein of 624 amino acids. Gene Ontology annotation, cellular component: cytosol; nucleus. The transcript has 2 exons. NCBI's taxonomy places the organism in Eukaryota, Metazoa, Arthropoda, Insecta, Coleoptera, Nitidulidae. Gene Ontology annotation, biological process: protein deubiquitination. Gene Ontology annotation, molecular function: cysteine-type deubiquitinase activity; cysteine-type endopeptidase activity.
UGUUUAGUGUUUUUUAUUUUGGCGCUGUCUUCUACGAUUCCCAAGUCGUCAAACUGGUAAAUGUAGACAGUUGGAAAUUUCAAUAAUGUUUAACAAUAACCGAAAUAAAACUACACGCUAGUUCAGUUCGCAACAGCCACACAAAUUACACAUGUUUACUCAAGAAGAUGACAAUUCUGGAGAAUGACGUGAUACCUAUGCGCAACAAAUUGUCCAUAACGCAGAAGCAUUACCAGAAUGAUAGCUUGAAACGAAAAUUGUCAGGCCACGAAGGUAACCAAGCACCACCCAAGAAACCCCUGUUUGACAUGAACGGCUACCGGACCGACCAGCGCCGAAACGGGGACCUCUUCCAGGAAUCUCCCGUCUCCACUCUAUCCAACAUGGGCAAUACAUGUUUCUUGAACAGUGUAUUGUACACAUUGAGAUUUGCCCCAACUUUUUUACAUAACCUGCACCACUUGAUGGGCGAUCUGACGCUUGUGAAUACGCGCCUCAGCCAGCACAAGGCCAAAACAUCAUCAUUGGGGAGGAAUGUGAGUGCCAUCACCGGCCCUAGUUCCAGGAGCACCAGCAGCAAAGAUCUUCUGUCACUGGGAAAUUGUGAUGUGAUACCCAAGACGAAGGUGCAAAUUGUGACUGAAAAACUGCAUGAGCUGUUUGUAACAAUGCACAACUUAGAAAUUAAGGAAUCAACUGAGGCUUAUCAGCCAGUUGCAUUGUUGCAAGCUGUCAGAGAUGCCAACUCCAUAUUCGAAGGCAAUCAUCAACAAGAUGCUCAUGAACUGCUUGUCUAUCUUUUAGAUAACAUUAGGGAAACUUGUGAUAUACUAACGCAGCAGGUCCAACUCAACCCAAUGCUGUUGACUGAAACGGAGCCGCUACCGUCCAACAACAGCAAAUUGUGGAGCGUUAGGAAGUCCUGGAAGAAAAAUUACAAUAAGAAAAAGGACGGUAAGAACGUGAAGGAAUCGAUAAACGAGGAACAGGUGAACGGCACCAGCACGCCGGACACAGACGACACUGGUUCGUGCGACGGCAACGGCGAGCCGGUCAAGAAGAAAAUCGGCUACAACUUCGUGGCGGAGGAUUUCGAAGGCAUAACAUUAAGAAGAACGAAAUGUUCGGAGUGCGAAAGUGUGACCGAGCGAAAGGAGCCGUUUUACGACAUCCCGGUGCCGAUCUCCACGAAAGAGGACGACAAUAACGAUCUAACUGCCAGCGACAUAUACCGUAGAGCGUGUGUCACCACCGAAAAACUCUGCGAAUCGAACAAGUACCUGUGCGACAAGUGCAAGAGGUACAACGAAGCCAGCCGGGAAGUGCUGUUCGAACGGCUACCGAAUAUUAUGGUGCUGCAACUGAAGCGCUUCACGACGACCACGGCGGGCGUGCAGAAGGUGAACACGUUCCUGCCAACGCCGCUGGAGUUGGAGUGUUUCUGCGAGGGCUGCUGCAAGGUGCACGAGCGCAUCAAACAUGACAACCACAGGCAGAACAGUGAGCAGGAGAAGCCGAUGCAUCGCUACCAACUGUGCUGCGUGAUCAUGCAUCUGGGCGGCACCAUGGCGUCCGGCCACUACAUCGCCUACGUGAAGGCCUCCGAUCACCUGGACGAUUACGCCGAUUGUGCCCGCGAUCUGCCGAAGGGCAGCUUGUCGGCGAGCAGCAGCGAGAAGGCGUUGAACUUCCUCAAGUACCUCAAGCCGAGAAGCAUCACCAACUCGCUGAUCGACAAGAAUGGUCUGUCGUCUAAGUCGGUCAUGAACGGUGUGAGGAUGUGCAAGAGCGUCGAGUGUUGCGGCGUCAAGGUGAACAAGAACGUGGUCGAGAACCUGGUGAAUAACUACACGAGGAAGCCGAACGAGUACUGGUCGAACGAGGCGCCCCAGGUGGACGAUGUUUGGCUGGAGUGCGACGACGAGAACGUGCGGGCGAUCACCAGUCAGGAGUUCGAGGAGGAGCUGAGCUUCAAGCCGAACUCCACCUCGACCCCGUAUUUGCUCUUUUAUGCCAAGAUAACUGACCCGUAUAUUGAAUAAUUUCUGUUCGGACGGUCGUUAGUGAGUACAAAAAAAAAUGUUUUUAGUGAUUAAAUGUGAUAUCACAAAAUUAUAAAUUGAAAUGUUUACUGUACCUAUCUGGAUAAGUAUAUGGAAAUGGAGUUAUUCGUCGGCGUAUAGGGCGUCGUUUGUUUGUCUCUCGAAAUGCAUUGUUCACGUAUAUAUUUAUAUCUUUCUGUAAAUUAUAUAAAAUGAGCUUUAUCGGUCAUACCAAUAUAAAUCACUCUGUAUUUUGUAAGUGAAGCACUAGAUACAAUUGUUUUUGUUUGCAAAAAUCAUCAAUAAAUUAUAUAUUUUUAUUGUUACAAAGUAUUAUCAAAAUUGUUAGUUCUGUAAAUUACAUUGUAGCACAUUGUAACGUUGGCUAACAUGUUGUUAUUUCAUUAUAAUAAAUUAAACAUUCACAAUUUUUCUAUGAUAUGAAUAUUUUCUUUAGGACUGUUCAAAAUAUUUUAAAGCAGUGGCUGAAAGUAAGUAAAUUGCACUGUUUUAAAACACAUGAAUUGAUAUAUUUCUUCAUCGCAAUUUUUAAUUAAUAUUCAUAAAAUUGUAUGAAAAUUAAGUCAUACAUAGGAUUAUGAUUAUUAUUAAGUUUUUUUACUGCGUUUAUAGGAAGCAAUUUGUUUGUUUUUUCAUUGUUUCAAUUAGUAAUUAGUAGAGUACUUCUAAGAUAUUUUUCACAUAAAUGAGACACCUCAUUAAUUCAUUUAGAAUGUUUAUUUACUUUUAUAUUUUGAUCAGUUGAUAACGCCCCAAAUGAGAAUAUAAUUAUCCUUUAAUUUUAUUUUUAAAUUUUUUGGUCGCACAAUCCCCCAAAGUCGUAACCUAUCUAGUGUUUCAAUUACAAUUAAUUAAAUUUCUCAUGUAAAUGUAACUAAACUGUAAUUGAACGAAUAAAUUCAUUGUGUUACAAGAAAACUACGAAUCUCUACUUUGUUUAUUUUUUUUUUUUUUUGGAGUUAAAUUGGUAUGACACAAACUUUGACCAGUAUUAAAUAUUGAAUAGUUGAUAGAUUUGUGUAAAAUAUUUGCCUAAUUGUGUCGUUGGACGGUGCGCGCGUAACACUCGACCACCCGCCCGUAAAUCCGCCCGCCCCGUCGAAGGACCGAACUCGUGAUACUAGUUUAAAUUGAAUUCGUUGAAACAAAACUUAAUUCAUUAUAAGGAUCACUACAUUCCGCAAUUUAAGUUUUUUUUUUUGUUGUUUUGAUCGAUUUCACAGACCAACCGGAGGGAUGAAAAUACCCUCCGGAUUGUCGUCGAACGUUUUGGUGUCAUGUGGUGAUUAAAUGUUUCAUGUGGCUGGCCUAAAGCUGUUCACAAUUUGUACGAUUAAUUUAUUUUCUUACCUGCGAGAUUCGAGUGAUUCUUUGCUGCACUUGUUUUGUGUGUUUUAACAUUUUCUGACUUCCAAAAUUUCUUUGUUAACAUAGUUAUUACUAGUUAUAUCAUUGUUAAUCACAAAUACGAUUGAGAAUAAUAAGUAAUAAAGAAAAACUAUUAUAGAAUAAUGACAUACGUCUUUGAGAUUAUAUUUAUAUUGUUGAAAUUCUUAUUUAUGCUUUUGUAAAUUGUAUAUAAUGUAAUGUACAAUUUCCAUAAUCAUAUGAUGCAGCUCUGAUAUGGAUUAUUAGUCAAUGUAUUGUAUAUAUGCUGUAACGAGUAUACUAUAUUCAAAAUUGAGCGAGCAUCGCAUUUGUGAAUGUUUAAUAUUUAUAAAGCUAGUUUGUAUUAUAUAAUAAAAUUUGACACUUCAAUAUU